AUGAACCACACAGUGAUCAUAGACUUUGUCCUUCUAGGCCUUUCUGAUGAUCCUGACCUUCAGAUUGUGAUUUUCCUCUUUUUAUUUAUCACAUAUAUAUUAAGUGUCACUGGAAACCUGACUAUCAUCACCCUAACUGAGGUGGACUCCCAUCUCCAGACGCCAAUGUAUUUCUUCCUCCGAAACUUCUCCUUCUUAGAAAUCUCCUUUACUACUGUGUGUAUCCCUAAAUUUCUGGGGGCAAUUAUUACCAAAGACAAGACUAUUUCUUACAACAUAGCCCAACUAUUUUUCUUUAUUUUCAUGGGGGUGACUGAAUUUUACAUUCUAACCGCCAUGUCCUAUGACCGCUAUGUUGCCAUCUGCAAGCCCCUGCAUUACACAACCAACAUGAGCAGGAAACUCUGCAGCUUGCCUGUGCUCUGUGCUUGGCUGGGUGGGUUUCUGACCAUUUUCCUUCCCCUUAUGCUUCUCCUCCAGCUGGAUUACUGUGCUUCCAAUGUCAUUGAUCACUUUGCAUGUGACUAUUUCCCCCUUUUACAAUUGUCUUGUUCAGAUACAUGGUUCCUAGAAAUAAUUGGUUUUUACUUUGCUUUGGUUACCUUGCUAUUCACUUUGGCCUUAGUGAUUUUGUCAUAUAUGUACAUUGUCGGGACUAUUCUGAGAAUCCCAUCUGCCAGUCAGAGAAAAAAGGCCUUCUCCAUUUGUUCCUCUCACAUGAUUGUCAUCUCCAUCUCCUAUGGAAGCUGUAUAUUCAUGUAUGCUAAUCCCUCAGCCAAAGAAAAAGCAUCAUUGACAAAAGUAGUGGCUAUUCUCAAUACCGCUGUGGCCACCAUUCUGAACCCCUUCAUCUACACCCUGAGAAACCAGCAAGUGAAACAAACCUUCAAAGACAUGGUCUAUAAAGCAAUCUUUUCUGCCAAUAAAUUAUUUUUUUGUCAACUUUAA
Molecule: messenger RNA, 948 nt
Organism: Capra hircus (goat)
Lineage: Eukaryota; Metazoa; Chordata; Mammalia; Artiodactyla; Bovidae
Product: olfactory receptor 6C3-like
Biological process (GO): G protein-coupled receptor signaling pathway
Cellular component (GO): membrane
Molecular function (GO): olfactory receptor activity; G protein-coupled receptor activity
Source: RefSeq, a predicted model, not a curated record